This is a messenger RNA of Callorhinus ursinus (northern fur seal), 2575 nucleotides long. RefSeq names its product prickle planar cell polarity protein 2 (gene PRICKLE2). NCBI's taxonomy places the organism in Eukaryota, Metazoa, Chordata, Mammalia, Carnivora, Otariidae. The record is from RefSeq and is a predicted model, not a curated record. Gene Ontology annotation, molecular function: zinc ion binding.
GAAGAUCUGCCUACACUGCAAGUGCCCUCAGGAGGAGCACAUGGUGACAGUGAUGCCCCUAGAGAUGGAGAAGACUGUCAGCAAACUCAUGUUUGACUUCCAGAGGAACUCCACAUCAGACGACGACUCAGGCUGUGCCUUGGAGGAGUACGCCUGGAUCCCGCCGGGGCUGAAGCCUGAACAGGUUCACCAGUACUACAGCUGUCUCCCAGAAGAGAAGGUUCCUUACGUCAACAGUCCUGGAGAGAAACUUCGAAUCAAGCAGCUACUACACCAGCUGCCGCCACAUGACAAUGAGGUUCGAUAUUGCAACUCCCUGGAUGAGGAGGAGAAGAGGGAGCUGAAGCUCUUCAGCAACCAGAGGAAACGUGAAAACUUGGGUCGAGGGAAUGUCAGGCCCUUCCCAGUCACGAUGACAGGAGCUAUUUGUGAACAGUGCGGAGGCCAGAUUAACGGCGGGGACAUCGCCGUGUUUGCGUCCCGUGCGGGCCACGGCGUUUGCUGGCACCCGCCGUGCUUCAUCUGCACCGUCUGCAACGAGCUGCUGGUGGAUCUGAUCUACUUUUACCAAGAUGGGAAGAUAUACUGUGGCCGGCACCACGCCGAGUGCCUGAAGCCACGCUGCGCAGCCUGUGACGAGAUCAUCUUUGCAGACGAAUGCACAGAAGCUGAGGGACGGCACUGGCACAUGAAACACUUUUGCUGCUUCGAGUGCGAGACGGUGCUUGGCGGCCAGCGCUACAUCAUGAAGGAGGGAAGGCCCUACUGUUGCCGCUGCUUUGAGUCCUUGUAUGCAGAAUAUUGCGACACCUGUGCCCAACACAUAGGGAUCGACCAAGGUCAGAUGACCUACGACGGCCAACACUGGCAUGCCACCGAGACCUGUUUCUGCUGUGCUCACUGCAAGAAAUCCCUUCUGGGGCGGCCAUUCCUCCCAAAGCAGGGCCAGAUAUUCUGCUCCCGGGCCUGCAGUGCCGGGGAGGACCCCAAUGGCUCUGACUCAUCCGAUUCGGCUUUCCAGAACGCCAGGGCCAAGGAGUCCCGGCGCAGUGCCAAAAUCGGCAAGAACAAGGGCAAGACGGAGGAGCCCAUGCUAAACCAGCACAGCCAGCUGCAGGUGAGUUCCAACCGGUUGUCGGCCGAUGUGGACCCCCUGUCACUGCAGAUGGACCUGCUCAGCCUGUCCAGCCAGACGCCCAGCCUCAACCGGGACCCCAUUUGGCGGAGCCGGGACGAGCCCUACCAUUAUGGGAACAAGAUGGAGCAGAACCAGUCCCAGAGUCCCCUGCAGCUUCUCAGCCAGUGCAACAUCAGAACUUCCUACAGUCCGGGAGGGCAGGGGGCCGGGGCCCAGCCUGACAUGUGGGCCAAGCACUUCAGCAACCCCAAAAGGAGCUCAUCCCUGGCCAUGAAGGGGCACGGUGGCAGCUUCAUGAAGGAAUGCCGCGAGGACUAUUACCCGGGAAGGCUGAGGUCCCAGGAGAGCUACAGCGAUAUGUCCAGUCAGAGCUUUAGUGAAACCCGAGGCAACAUCCCAGUCGCCAAAUACGAGGAGGAGGAGGAGGAGGAAGGGGGCAUAUCCACGCAGCAGUGUCGGACCCGCCAUCCAAUCAGUUCCCUGAAAUAUACUGAGGACAUGACGCCCACAGAGCAGACCCCUCCAGGCUCCAUGGAAUCACUGGCCCUGUCUAAUGCAACAGGCCUGUCUGCCGAUGGUGGCGCCAAGCGCCAGGAGCAUCUCUCCCGGUUUUCCAUGCCCGACCUCAGCAAAGACUCUGGAAUGAAUGUCUCCGAGAAGCUGAGCAACAUGGGCACGCUUAACUCGUCCAUGCAGUUCCGGAGCGCAGAGUCGGUUCGCAGCCUGCUCUCUGCCCAGCAGUACCAGGAGAUGGAGGGAAACCUCCACCAGCUCGGCAACCCCAUUGGGUACAGGGACCUGCAGUCCCACGGCAGGCUGCACCAGAGCUUUGAUUUCGAGGGGGGGAUGGCGGGCAGCAAGCUGCCAGGGCAGGAGGGCAUGAGGAUCCAGCCCAUGAGCGAACGCACGCGGAGGAGAAGUACCUCCCGCGACGACGCUCGCCGCUUCCGACCCCACCGCUCCAGGCGUUCCCGGCGCUCUCGCUCAGACAACGCCCUCCACCUGGCCAGCGAGCGCGAGGCCAUCUCUCGGUUAAAAGAAAGGCCCCCGCUCCGAGCCAGGGAGGACUACGACCAGUUCAUGCGCCAGCGGAGCUUCCAGGAGAGCUUGGGCCAAGGGUCCCGAAGGGACCUGUACGGCCAGUGCCCGAGAACGGUGUCGGACCUGGCUCUGCAGAAUGCCUUUGGGGAGCGGUGGGGACCCUACUUCACCGAGUAUGAUUGGUGUUCCACCUGCUCGUCCUCUUCGGAGUCUGACAAUGAGGGCUAUUUCCUAGGAGAGCCCAUCCCCCAGCCCGCCCGCCUGCGAUACGUCACAAGCGAUGAGCUGUUGCACAAAUACAGCUCCUACGGCCUCCCCAAGUCUUCCACGUUAGGGGGCAGGGGACAGUUGCACAGCAGGAAAAGACAAAAGAGCAAAAACUGUAUCAUCUCUUAA